Gracilinanus agilis (Agile Gracile Mouse Opossum) is the source of this 1035-nucleotide messenger RNA. RefSeq names its product vomeronasal type-1 receptor 4-like. The transcript has a single exon. The record is from RefSeq and is a predicted model, not a curated record. Gene Ontology annotation, molecular function: pheromone receptor activity. Gene Ontology annotation, cellular component: membrane. NCBI's taxonomy places the organism in Eukaryota, Metazoa, Chordata, Mammalia, Didelphimorphia, Didelphidae. Gene Ontology annotation, biological process: G protein-coupled receptor signaling pathway. Bases 1 to 1035 code for a protein of 344 amino acids.
AUGAUAUCUAAAGACAUAAUCCUGAGUAUUGCCUUCUUCUCCCAGACAGGAAUUGGGGUCCUAGGAAAUUCUUUCCUUAUUUGUCUCUUCGCCUUCAUGUUUCUCAAAGGACAGAGAAUGAGACCUAUAGACACUAUUGUCAUCCAACUGCUCUUGGCUAACUGUUUGGCGCUUCUCUCAAAGGGUAUCCCUCAGACCAUGGUGGCUUUGGGUCUGAUGGAUUUCCUGGAUGAAAUUGGCUGUAAGAUUGUUUUCUAUCUUCAUAAAGUAGCUCGGGACCUUUCCCUCAGCAUGACCUGCCUCCUGAGUGGCUUUCAGGCCAUCACCAUCAGCCCCAGCAACUCCAAUUGGGCAGACCUUAAAUCCAGAGCCCCCCAAUACCUCUGUCCCUUUAGUUUCUUCUCUUGGAUUUUUCACCUGAUUUUUUGCAGCUAUGUUCCUUGGGGAAUUCAGGGACCAAAAUCUACCAGAAAUAGCACUAGACCGAUACAGCAUAAUGGGUAUUGUUCUCACCCAAUUCCUGUUGGAUUUUAUUCCUCCUUAUUUACAAUCAUCCUCUCAUUUCCCGAUGCUAUGUAUUUGGGACUCAUGGUCUCUGCCAGUGGCUACAUGGUGUUCCUUCUCCAUAGGCAUCACAAGCAAGUUCAGCACCUCCGUAUUAGCCGCCUGUCCCCCAGAGCAUCUGCUGAGAGCCGGGCCACCCAAACUGUUCUACAGUUGGUGAGCACCUUUGUUUGCUCUUACUCACUCAACUGCAUCUUGGCAGCUUGCAUGGCCUUCAGGGAGUGCCCGCCCUGGGCGAUGCCCACCUCUGCCUUCCUGGCUUCCUGUUUCCCAACCAUCAGUCCCUACGUGCUGAUUGGCAGCGACUCCCGAGUCCUCAGCUGCUGCUACGCAGUUUGUGGGAGGAAAAAGCUGUUUUCUGACACAAACAACAGAGUGAGGUCCUCUGCCCGGGACGAUCCUGGGAACGUUUCCACCCAAGUAAAGGAAUCUCCACAUCUGAAGAGGCCUGGGUCUGACCCUAAAUAUUAG